This is a messenger RNA of Periophthalmus magnuspinnatus, 8843 nucleotides long. RefSeq lists its product as uncharacterized. Bases 199 to 7989 code for a protein of 2596 amino acids. Lineage: Eukaryota; Metazoa; Chordata; Actinopteri; Gobiiformes; Gobiidae. The record is from RefSeq and is a predicted model, not a curated record. The transcript is spliced from 3 exons.
CCUCCUCUGGUCUCUGCACACUUUGGAUUAUCACGUCCACACUUCUCUCAAAUUUGGAUUAAAACUGGAGUAAAGUGGGUCCAAACCUGGGACUAGAGAAGACCUGGAUCGAAACUGGACUACUGCCUGAAGACUGGACUAAAACUGCACUAGACCUGGGCUAAACCUGGACUCUGGAUCUCACUGACGGACUCCCAGAUGGACUUGGACUUUUUGGAUCCUGUAGACCAGGACUUGGACCAGGCUCCACCCCCCGUCCUCCCUAAACCAGGAAAAGACAACGUGAGGCUCCAGAAACUCAAGAAGAAACGCUCUAAAAAGAAACCGGGACUGUGCCAGACGCCGGUGCCCUUCAGGUCCUGUUUGUCCCCUGUCAAUGAAGUCCAAACUGACCUGGAACUGGACUUGGACCCCAGAAGUCCGAGUCCCCCGAAACCGGACCAGAGACCGAACCUGAGACCGGAUCAGAGACCGGACCUGAGACCGAACCAGAGACCGGAUCUGAGACCGGAUCUGAGACCGGAUCUGAGACCGGACCUGAGACCGGACCUGAGACCGGACCUGAGACUGGACCUGAGACCGGACCUGAGACAGGUUCAGACCCAGAAUGAGAAGUCCAUUCAGCACAAAUCUAACCUGCAACACCAAGACCCAAGGCUCAUUUCCAACCAGGACUGCCGACCAAUCCCUACUGGUCCAAGUCUGGCUCUGGACUGGACUGGCUCUGAUCCUAGCUCAGUUAAACCAGACUUUAACCCUGAACUAAACCCAAAUUCUGGAUGUAACUUCGCCUGGAACCCGCUGCAGCAAGAGUCCAGUGCGUUCCAGAAUGCAACUCAGUACGGACUAAUCGAGAAUAACACCGGAUUAGAGUCAAGCUUCAACCCCGCUUAUGGAUUUCGGACACACUUUAGUCCCGGGCCAGGACCAGGUCUUGACCCGUUCUGGAACAUGUCUGAGCAGAAGGUGGCUCCCCUGUUUGAAUGCUCCGGAUUUAUGUUUGAUGAAGAACUAAGCCAGACAUUUACGCGCCCCAUUUACACCCAGUACCCGAACCAGACCUUAGUCAGUUUUCCUCCUGUGCAUCCCCCUGUUCCUAUCAGUCCGUAUUCUAAUGUGUGUGCAGUACCUUCAUACCCUUCUGUCAGCCACCACUACACUACACCAAAUCCAGACCCAGGUUUAGUCAUGCCGAGACCUGCUCUGGAUCCAAAGACACCCACAGAAGCAGGUCUGGACCAGACUACCACAUUCUCCAUCCAGAUACACAAAGGCCUGGUUUCAGAAAGGGCACGUGAAGUGAACCGACUCUCGGGAUUAAACACAGCAGUCCCUGAAGUCCUCAGGCCAGCUCCAACCCUAAAAUCCAGAUUAUCAUCAGAAGCAAACCCAGAUUUUCAAAUGAUCCCAAAUCCUCUAGACUUGAACCAAGUCCCAUCUGUUUUAAGUGGUUCCAGUAUGUCUGCCAUCAGUCAGGUACCUCAGACCAUAUUUAGACCUGGUUCAAACCCCAUUCUCUCCAGUUCUACUCUAAACGGACUUUACCCCGAGCCAGUCCAGGCAGAGUCUAAGACCUUCACCUCUAAAGCCACUUUCUCAGUUUCAAUCCAAGACCUGACCUCCAUCAACAAUAAAACUAACAAAAAACAAGACUUUCACAGGGACAAAACCGGAAUAAACUGGGACCUGCAACUUGGUUCUGACCCUGCAAAUACCCCAGCCCAAGAAUUUGGAUUUGGACCAGAAAACCGAGGUCCAAAAUUUGGAUUAAAUGGAACACAUCAGCAGUCUGUUUCAGAAGCAAAAUUAACCUGGACUACCCCAGAGUCUAGACCCAGGUCUGGACCAGAGAAAAAUGACUUGAAGAAAAUCAGCCUAGACAACUCUAUAGAACAAGUCAAAGUCCACAGAAGUCCAGAAAUGAGCCAUAACUUUGGAUCAGAACAAGACUUAGUGUUAAGCCAUUUUCAAGGGACUAAACCAGGACCAGAAGGUUUUCACAUGUCCGCCCAGGCUAAGUCUAAAUCUGGACUAAGCCCAGAGAGGCAUCCACAGAAUCUGCUAAAUCUGGAUUCAAGCAAAAGCCUCCAAAAACCUGAGGUGGUCUACACAAGUCCAGGCAAACUUCAAGAAUUUAAUUUUGAGUCAAAUGCAGAAUUCAGUUUUCAGCCUGGAUCUAAAGAGUCCAUGAAGCCAGAGGUAGUCCUUAAAACGACGAAGCAAAACAAAGAAAAUUUGCAUUUGUUUAAACAAAAAAACAUAGAGAGUGAAAAUCUAAACAUGCCGGAGGUCAUUUACAAAACUCCAACCAGACCCAUGGACCCUAAUACCCUCAAGUGCCCAGAUGCAUCCAAGAAGUCUGUGCUGAAUCCAGAGAAACCACCUCAAAUUCAGCACAAUCUUAUUUUAAACCAAGUAUCCGGGAUUGAAAAAUGUUCUGCAGAAGAAUCUGUUGAGAAUCGUCAAAAACAGUUUCCAAAAUCUCCAACUGGAAGCCGAAAAAUGAACGGGGUCCACACCAGGACCAGACCUGAUGCAGGUUCUGAGGGGUUUUUACCAAUACUGCCCACAUUCCUCACAAUGCCUUCAGAGUCCAGCCCAAGUCCUGGUUUGGGUAUAAAGUCCAACUUGAACCCUGCUCUACGGACCCUGAGUGUCUCCAGUCUUAGUCCUGGUCUAAGUCCUGGUAUGAACAAGAUCCCAGACCCCAGUUUCAAAUGUUUGGAGCAGCCUCACAAUUUGAGGACUGUCAGUGUUUUGUCAUUGAGUCCCUUGAAGACCAGUUUAGAUUCAAGUCCACAGACCCAAGCCUUUAGUCCUGUUACAGUCCAGAAUCUCUCCUGCCUCAGUCCAGGUCCAAGCUUGGGUGCAGACCAGGUCUUGGAAGCGCGGAAGUCCCUGUCCUCGAUCCUGGAGUCCCAAAUGAAGACUUCCCAGAACCAGGGCAGAUCCAGGUCUUAUUAUGGACUCACCCCAUCACAGUAUGAAGCCUUCGGAGGGAUCAGAUCUAAGUCUAAAGAGAAUCCACACUCAGAGGAAGACCAGAUCAAACCUGGAAUUAAACUUGGUCUAGAGUCAGGAAUAAGACUUAAGGAAGACUUGUCUGACACUGAGUCAGAACCCAGAAUCAGAUCACUGGACCUUCCAAAAGACUCCACAGGUGAGAGACCAGGUUUAGACUGGACUAAAACCACUGACAAGGUCUACACAGGUUCAGACCAAAUCCUGACUAAAGCCAGCUCAGGUCCAAAUCAGGACUUGGGGCAACUAGAGCCAGACAGAACCCAAACGGACCCAGGACUUUAUAAAAAUGUACAGAAAACUAUUAUUAGCAAGCCAGAAACAGAUAUGGUCUCUAGGACUAAAUCAGAUUCAGGUAUGGACCAAACUGAGAGCCGGACUAAGGACCAUGUGAGACUAGACUGGACUCAGACUUCAGUUUGUGAAGGUCCACGGUUAGACCAAAAUAAAACCAGAUCAGAAUCAAGACUUGAACCAGUUUCAGUGAGUUUAAAUCCAGUCCACAGUGAAGUGGCUGUGUGGACUGAGCCUAAGUCUGCUUUUUGUCCCAAAUUUCAGCCAAAUGACACUGGGACCUUUAAUGGACAUGUAGAAAGCCCACCAAAGUCUGGCCCUAAACCAGGACUAGAUUCUGGACUCAAAAUUAAAUCAGAUAUCAGCCCAAGAUUUACUAAAAGAAUGAUAAAUUUACCCACCUUAGGACCAUCUAAACCAUAUCUUAUUCCAGAACUUUACACUUCAGAGCCUAAACCAAAACUAGAGCCAGGAGUUCAACUGGGACUAGAAUCAGGACUUGAGACACUAAGCUAUGAACUAAAUCAUGUUGAAGUACAAUGUACUGUAGAAGACUCCACUCUGUUUGACUUUAAAUUACAACAAAGUUUAGCGUUUGAGCCCAGUUUGGAAAUUGAACUAGGAAUUGGGACUGGACCAGGAAUUGGGGCUGGUCCAGGGCUUGGUACAGAACCAGGACCUUCAGAGACUGUACCUGGAGCAGAUCUAGGUCUGAUCAGGAAAGAUUUGGAACAAGAGACUGAACCAAUGCCCUCAGGCUGUCAGCAAGUAGAGCUGUAUGAAACCUGUUUAGGAAUCACAGGAUCCAGACCUUGUUUAGAACUUGAGACUGUACCAGAGACCCAGGAGAACAGUGCAGAGUUUGACAAACCAGAGAUGGAUUUAUCAAGCAUAAAUUCAGAAGAAAGUAAUGUAGGGCUUUGGACAGGACUAGAAUCUAAACUAGAACUUGAACCAACUGUUUCAGGAUUAGGGCUAGUGGGACUUGGGACUGGACUAGAGACUGGACUCGGACUUGGAUCAGUGAUUGAUUCUGGUUCUCUGCCUCAGGAACCAGACAAAGAAAAGUCACAGUCAUCUCUGGAAAAAAUUGGACUAGACCCAGCUCAAAGUCCCAGGAUGACUGCAACGAAGACCGAUCAAGACCAGACCAAGACCAGACCAAGGACUUCGAAAGAGGCAACUCUGAAAACCCGUCUCCGAUUGAAAGAGACUCUGAAGGAAACCAUGGAGAAACUGGACAAGAUCCUGGACAAAAAGGGACUAAAGAAGAAAGCCCGAACUCAGGACUCAGCCGAGACCUGGAGCUGGAUCAGGACUGGGUCCCAGGACUUUUUACAGCAAGACAGGGAGGACAAAGUAGACAAAGUGCAAUCACAACUCUCAUCAAAACAGGAGCCCAACCUCACAGUGAAGGAGAAGCCUCAGGAGAAGCAGAUGUUUGGGAUGGGACUGUUGGACUCAGGACUAGAUUUGAACCUGGAACUGGACUUGAACCAAACCAGAUCCGAGGAGGGUUUAGACUCUCUAAUAGACUCUCAAAACCACCAGAUGUCGCCAGAGGGACUAGAAACAGUUUUACAAGAACUAGAACCACAACAAAGUCCAGAUCUGGACAUGAAGGACUGGACACAUACACGACCCAGACUGGAACCAACGGAGACCCUUGUAGACAAACCGAGACAGACCGAAUCCGGAGUAGAACCAGUGGAGACCCAUGUGGACUUAAACCAGGACUGGAGACAGACCGAACCAGGACUAGGACCAGUGGAGACCCAUGUGGACUUAAACCAGGACUGGAGACAGACCGAACCAGGACUAACAGCAGCGGAGGCCUUUGUGGACUUAAACCAGGAUUGGAAACAGACCGAACCAGGACUAAGAGCAGUGGAGACCCUUGUGGACAUAAACCAAGACUGGAGACAGACCGAAACAGGACUAAGAGCAGCGGAGACCCUUGCGGACUUAAACCAGGACUGGAGACAGACCGAACCAGGACAAAGAGCAGCGGAGACCCUUGUGGACUUAAACCAGGACUGGAGACAGACCGAACCAGGACUAGGACCAGUGGAGACUCUUGUAGACUUAAAUCUGGACUGGAGACAAACCGAACCAGAACUACGACCAGUGAAGACCCUUAUGGAUUUAAACCUAGACUGGAGACAGACCAAACCAGAACUACAACCAGUGAAGACCUUUGUGGACUUAAACCUGGACUCUUUGAACAGGACAGACAUAGUCGAAGCAAAUGGAAUUCAAUUGACAUCAAUGGAGUCUCAAGAAAUGGUUCAGAACAUGGAUCCAGAGACUGUGGCGGUCUGGAACAGAAUCGAGACCCAGACUCAAACCCAGACAGAACUAGAACCAGACAGGACUCUGCUGAACUUAAACCUGGACUCUGUAGACACUGCAGUGGUGAAUGCAACUGUAUUAAAAUCAAUGGACACUCAGGAAAUAAAACUGAAUCAACAAAUAGAGGCAAGAAUGAUAGAAGUCAAGUCAAUGAACAACGAGACCUGGACUCGGACUCAGACCAAGACUGGACUAGGACCACAUGGGACUCUUCAGAAUCCAGAUCAGGACUUAUGGAACAUCACACUAACAAAAGCAGUUUUACACAACUCAAUGGAAGAACAGAAUGUCAUGGACUUGCAAGAUACUUUACAACUCCAGAUGGAAACCAGGAUUCAGACCGGAUCUCAAAUCUUUCUAGAACCAGGUGGGACUCUUCACAACAUCGAUCCAGAUCUGGAGAACAUGGCGCAAAUGAAUUUAGUUUCCAUGUCAAUGAAAAAUCAAGAAGAGGAACAGUUGGAACAUGCUUCACAAGUCCAAACCCAAGUCCAAACCCAAGUCCAGACUCAAGUCCAGACCAAGACCUUGACCGAGACCAGGACUUCCCUGAUCUCCAAGAGGUCAGUGACAUCACCUGCAUCUUCAGCUGAAAGUCCAACAGAAAACAAUGAUCAGCCAGAAAAGUUAUCUUUGUUCAGAGGUGAGAGCGAUUCCUCAGAAAACCAGACUAAAAUCUGUCCAGAUCCUGUACCAGAUCAAGUCCCAGUCCCAGUUUUAACCAAAGGCCAGGUUCAGACCAAAGAAACCGGUUCAAUUGUCCAAGGAAAGAAGACAGAAAAACUAAAGCAUUUACUGGAAAAGGCUAAGGCUGAAUGUGAGAGUCUAGAAUCUAAAAUCAGGACAAAAUCCACCAAAAAUACCCAAGACCAGUCAGAACCAGAGCAGGUCUCCUCGGCAAAAGACAGAGUCCAAAGCAGAAGGAGGCCAAAGUCCACGAUACCAACAGAUCAAAAGCACCUAGGAAGUAAUGCCAGAGAGCAUAAAGAGUCCAGGAGUCUAGACCCAGGGGAGGAUUCAAACCCAGAACCAACUACAGAUCUGCUGAAGUCCAGGCCUCAAGAGAAGACUGGGGGCACAACCAGAGACACGGAGUCCAGACGAGAUAUCAGACCAGAGACCAGACCAGAUCCACCAAAAGACCUGAAGUCUAGACCAGAGUCUAUACCAGAGUCUAAUGCAGAGUCCAGACCAGAAACCAGACCAGAGGCCAGAUUAGAGUCCAGGCCAGAGUCCAAAUCGGAAAUAGAUAAAGUCCAAGACAAAUCUAUCAGUGUCAGUGAUGAAGCAAAGUUAAUUUUAGAUUUUACUAAAAAUCUGUCUCAAAUCCAGGACAAAUCUAUCAGUCCACCCAAGGAACCAGAGUCCAAACCUGAGUCCAGACCAGAGUCCAGACCAGAGACCAGACCAGGCCUACCUAAAGAGCCAGAGGAAGUGCAUAGCCGAUCUGAAGUGUCUGGAAGAGGUGAAGCUCCUGUUGAGAAUGAAAAACCUCAAUUAGGUCUGUGUAAAAACCUGGACAAGUCCCAGAGUCCACCUAAAGACCCAGAGUCUGGACCAAAUCUACCCAAAGACCAGAAAAAUGAUAAGACUGUUCUGCAAUCCAAAUCUGGUUCAGAGAAAAAGAAAAAGUCAUUAUUGGGUUUAUUCAGAAAACAGGAGUCUAAAAAUAAUGACCAGGUGGAGUCACCCAAAGAUCAAGAGCCUGGUUCAGGUCCAGAGGGAAAGUCGGCUAAGACCUCCCUGAUGUCCAAGUCCAAGGGUCUUGGGUCCAAAGUCAGUGGCUGGAGUCGUCUGAAGAAGCAUAUGGUUGUGGAGCCUGAAGAACCUCAGUUCCCAGAGUGCAAACCAGAGUCCAGACCAGAGACUGGACCAGAGUGCAGACCAGAGACUGGACUAAAGUCCAGACCAGGUCCUGAAUUUGAUCCAAAUCCUGGCCCUGGACCAGAGCUCAGUCCAGAUCUGGAUUUGACCCAGGCCAAAUCAGACUCUGGGCCUAAAGCUCUGAAAAUGUGGGAUGCUCUUUUGUUCCACAUGUUCUCCACUAAAGAACGCAUCAUGAAGCAGCUAGAAAUCAACAAAAGCCAAAAGAGCCAGGACCAGGCCAGCACUCAGAGAGAACCAGACCCAGAGCCCUCUUUUGUGAGCCGCCUCCCUGUUCUGCUGUACAGUCCACGCUUUGAUGCUCGCAAACUGAAAGAAGCAGCUGAGAAACCCAUCAGCAAACUGUCCACAGCAUUCGAACGAGCACUGAUCCGACGCAAAGCCCCAGAGGACCAGAAAAAGGACUUCAACAGGAGGCCCAAGGGGUUCAAACUGUAGACCAGAUUUAAGACUAGGUCUAAGGCCAGGUUUAAGACCAGGUUUAGUAUGGUAUUAACAGCAGGCAGACCAGAACUAAAUGUUAAAUUCUGAAACUAAAACCAGGACUAUACUCAGACUGUUCUCAGAUGAGGCUCAGAAUAUAAUGAAAGUAUUUUUGUAAAGAUUCUAAGCACAUUGAAAUGUUUAAGAGCUCAGCUUAGCUGUAGGAGGCAUGGCCUUUGACAUUUGGAUUCAAAGUUUGAUACUGAAGGUUUUGAAGGAAGUGAAAGAGAGAAACCAGAUCUGAAGUUCAGAAGGAGAGAUGGUUAAACUGUAAGGGUUUGGGUUAGGCUAACCCUUCAGCUUUAGGCUCACUGGAGAACAGGUUAGACUUACCCUAAUCCAAACCUUUGAUUCUAUAUUUUACUCUCAUUUGAAGCUGAUGCGGGAUUCAUGCAGGUGUUUAUGUUUGAUGGUCACAGGGAAAAAAUGAGAUACCUCUCUUCCCUUGUUACAGAACAAUAGUGAAAAGAGACUCUAGGGCAAACAUAAAGCUUGAAUAAUCAGAGGAGGAACUGGUCCCUUAUUUGAAAUGUGAGAAUUUUGAGAUGGUGGAGAAAUGCAAUGGUUUAUUUUUAGCAGAACAACACCAAACACCUUUGGCUUUGCUUCAUGGUGAGGGUCAGCAGCACAGCUUUGCCUCAAAGCAUGGAUAACUGAUCAGCUAUUGAUUAUUGAUUUAAUAUUUGAUAAUAUAAUAAUAUAUUAAUUUGAGAGUAGAAUGGUGUGAGCUGUAGAUAAAAAUUGUAUUUUUUUUAUAAUGGCUGUUCGCAGAAAUAUGAAGUUGUGUUUUUUCUGUUCAAUAAACAUUU